This is a messenger RNA of Drosophila elegans, 1458 nucleotides long. RefSeq names its product cilia- and flagella-associated protein 299. Bases 142 to 873 code for a protein of 243 amino acids. The transcript has 4 exons. The record is from RefSeq and is a predicted model, not a curated record. Lineage: Eukaryota; Metazoa; Arthropoda; Insecta; Diptera; Drosophilidae.
CUGUCAUUUCUCGUUUCUGGCUUACACAUUACACAUGAAAAUGGUUAUUGAUACAUCUACGUCUAUAAAGAUAGCACUGUUUUAGUACUAGAGCGGCCGUUUCAUUCGUAUUAUCUUGGUGCAGUAGCAAAACUGCUUGUAAUGGAUGAAAAGGAACCAGAUUUAAAAAUAUUUGAAGCCGAAAAGCAACUGAAACAGACUAGCGAUAUGGAAAGAAAACACGGCACCGCCUACACUAACUACCUCAAUUCGUUCAUCAAGGUGGAGGACAGACGGUAUCUUCCCAAUGAUAGUGUAGUGCUCCGCCAAGUGCCCUUGAGAGCCGCAGUGGGCACGAUGGUGAUGACACCUUCCCAGUUCAACGAGGUGCACCUUCCUACCCUGGGAAAGUUCAUCUAUUUCAGCGAUAAAAGUGUCGCUAACGACCCGCUGACCAUGGCUCUUGCUGAGCGCGAGAAGCUAAAUGUAUCGAAAACGCUGUCGACCAUCAUCUUUGUGAGCACACGUGACUCCAAGGGUUUUUGUGUGUCGGGCUACAUUGACUUGGAGCAAAGCUUACGUUGCUUCCAGGGCGCUGGGGUCAAGGGUCACCCUUGGGCAGAUAUUUUCGCCGGCCGCCGUCGCCUAGAACCCAAUCAACAGGAUCUGAGCUUCAUCACUUGGAACAAUGGCAAGGUCUUUUACAACGACUCCGAUAACUACAAGAUUAUUCCGGAUGCCGUCAAGGGCCUAUGUUUCUUGUACAAGGGCGAUGGCUCUCUGCUCACUAUUGAAAAAUAUAUUACCGACGAGCAUCCACGAUGCAAAUUUAUAGAGUCGCCAAAACAUGGAUCGACUGUCAUUUACGAUCAUCGUAUACGACGGAAGAUGUGAUUGAAAUGUUUAACAAACAAAGUGGACCAACAAAUCGGAUUUUUGUUUGCCGCCAUAGCAAAUUAAAAGUGAAAUAUGAAAGUCUUUUUCAAUAAUUCACCGACUGUCCUAUACAAUCAUCGUAUAUGACGGAAGAUGUGAUUGAAAUGUUUAACAAAGUGGACCAACAAAUCGGAUUUUUAUUUGCCGCCAAAGCACAUUUAAAGUGAAAUAUAAAAUAUUUUUUUUAAAUAAUAAUACAUGCAGUUCCGCUAGAUAUUGUACACAAAAGCACUUCAAAUGGCCGAUCCUCAAAAUAUUUGGCACGCAAUCGAGAAGAGGAAAAACAAUCGAGCGGAGGAAGUGGCGAACGGCCGGCCAGACUGUCUGAUGCCGCCGACGUCAUGGACAAGCGCCGCAAAGCAUCCGGAGAGCACGUUGCGUAUACGAGAUGUGGGAUGGGCUCGCUCUCGACGACUGGAGAGAGUUCGCCGGCUGAGAUCCCAUUCUUGGCUGUGCCACUCGGUCCGGCAGUCAAUUCAGUAGGCGUGCGGAGCGCUCCAAGACUGGCUGCUUCCGUUGCGUGAAAAUAAAUUCCUAAGAAUA